AACUUUUUUUACUGUGUGUGUGAUAAAAGAGCUGGAUAAGACGUAGAGAAAAGUAUACCUGAUCCCGAGUCACAGCAGUACAUAGUGGUAACAGAUACACAAUGGCGGCUCUCAACGGGAAAUGGAAGCUAAUGAACGUUGACAACUUUGCUCCCUAUCUUGAUGCCAUAGGUGUAACAGGGGAGGAUAAACAGAAGGGACUGCAGGGACUAUCUGCCGAUAACAACAUCGUACAGGAAAUUUCUAUAGACGGCACCUCAAUAACUAUCAAAACUAUAACACCUAUCGGAAGUACUGAGAUAAAAGCCACAGCCGGCAAGGAGGCGGACCAGGACUCGAUAGACGGGCGGAAUCUUAAGGUGAUAUUUACCAUCGACGGAGACAAACUGGUGGAGAGUCAGACUGGGGCCUACACGUCCACCAACACCCGGUCAGUGAGCGGGUCAGAUAUGACAAUGACGAUGACGUCAGGGGACGUGACCUCUACCCGGAAAUACCAAAAGCAAUGAGACUUUGAAACCAAUGUACAACAGUGCAGCUAAAAAUGUGCGAUAGUGUUUGCCACGUUAUUGUAGAUAACCAGAACAUUUGGCUCUUGCUUAACUAGUUUUAUGAUAAUAUGGCUUUGUCCGGCCGUCCGGCGUAAACUUUUUUGUCCGAAAAUCUCUUUCUGCAUUAAUUAACCGAUCUCUUUGCAACAUAAUUUGCAUUUUAAUCAUGUUAUGUAGUCGUGAUGCACUGGAAAGAUUUUAUAUUCAACUCUUUUUGCCAAAGUUACUUCACUUUGUUUAUUUUGGUAUUUGAUUUUUGUCCAGAGAUCUACAUUUUUUACCGAUUACUUUGAGACGUAGGCCUUAUGACCAUAACAUGUACUUGAGUUUUCCUGAGAGGCAUUUUUAUUUGACCAACUUUGUAAACUUUAUUUAGUUUGUUUAUAUCAGUGUUUGAUUUUUGUCACGUGAAUCUACAUUUUAAAAUUUGGUAGAGUUUAUAAUCAAUAUAUCAACACGUGUUUAUUGAGCUGGAGCUAGACAAGUUUAGUAUUUUCCUGAUUACUGGCUUUCCUCUAACUAUUAGAAAAUGAAAAAUUGUAAUGAAAAUAAAGGUGACGAUUACAGUAUGUCACCUAUUACCACUAGUAAGGUGAUGUAAACUGUAUUUCAAUGCAAGUCAGUAUAUACAUGUAUACAUCGUAUCACUAUAUGGUAUUAGACAGGAGUAUGUAGUGCCGCACCGCUUGUUUGUUUCAAUAUUUGUUAGAAAAAACUUUUAUGUGUGCGUGUGUUUGUCUGCUUGCGAUAAUACUUGACAAUUUAUUACCCUUGAGGCAGUGCAUGUACCAAGACGUUUAUUUCUUGAACUGGAGAUUUAGCAAGUGUAACGUUAAACUAGAAUUUGAAUCUUGAUAAUAUUGAACUGGUAACUAACAAUUCCCAGUCUUCUCUUUUUCAAAUUCUAUCGUUAACAUUGCAGUACAGUAGCAUGUCCAUUAACUGUUAGUUUGCGUUUGUGUUUCAAGUUUGUUAUUCGUGCAAUAAAUAGUUCUUAUCGAACUGAGAACUUGCC
Messenger RNA from Pecten maximus, 1566 nucleotides. Its product is annotated as fatty acid-binding protein, brain-like. Gene Ontology annotation, molecular function: fatty acid binding. Bases 102 to 509 code for a protein of 135 amino acids. The record is from RefSeq and is a predicted model, not a curated record. Gene Ontology annotation, cellular component: cytosol; nucleus. Gene Ontology annotation, biological process: fatty acid transport. The transcript has 4 exons. Lineage: Eukaryota; Metazoa; Mollusca; Bivalvia; Pectinida; Pectinidae.